GAGAGAGAGAGAGAGAGAGAGAGAUUCGUACGUAUAAACCUUGUUCCUCCCAGACAGACAGCCUUUUGUUUCGAGCAUGGUUUCUUGUUAGAGCUCUCUCUAUAAUUAGUAUCGAUCUCUUGAGUCUUGAUCAACUUUCCUCGAACGCGUACACAUAGGAACAUGAAGAACUUGUCUCUUGGAGCCCACGCUUCUUUCCUAGUUUUGAUCUUCUCCAUGGUACUAACUGGUAGCAGAGGCCUUCGAAUCACUCAUCCAUUCAGUUUAGGCGAAAAAGGCAGGAGUAUUGGAGACCAAGGUCAUCUCUCCUCUAAGGAAGAAGGAAAAGAAGAAGUUGGGAUGGAACUGUACCCAACGGGCGGUUCAAGCUUGCCGGACUGUUCCCAUGCGUGUGGGCCGUGCUUUCCAUGCAAGAGGGUGAUUGUGAGCUUCAAGUGCUCCACAGAGGCAUGCCCAAUUGUUUACAGAUGCAUGUGUAAGGGAAAAUACUACCAUGUUCCUUCCAACUGAUCAUCUAACCACAUGCAACCAAUGCAGUGGAUAAUUGGGAAAUCCAUCUUUAAUUAUAUAUUGAAAUCAAGCAUUAACAUGAUUGUCAAAUUGUGGCCGUGGAUGAUCAUUUUAUGUAGUUUUUUUUUUUUUUUGGAAGUAGGCAGGCAGGCAUGUUGAUGUAGUCUUAUAUAUCCAUGGCAUAGACUCAAUAUUUAUAUGCACAAAGAGGGAUUGAGGUAAGAAAUUGCAGGGAAAAGUUUGAAA
Molecule: messenger RNA, 756 nt
Organism: Alnus glutinosa
Lineage: Eukaryota; Viridiplantae; Streptophyta; Magnoliopsida; Fagales; Betulaceae
Product: protein EPIDERMAL PATTERNING FACTOR 2
Exons: 3
Coding region: 163-510 (115 amino acids)
Biological process (GO): stomatal complex development; guard cell differentiation
Source: RefSeq, a predicted model, not a curated record